CCACAAAACAUCCUUUUAACCUAUAAAAUUAUUUCAUCUCUACCAGUUCUAAAUUUUCCGUGAACGAAAUGAAAUAAAUUAGUAACAACUGAAUUCAAAAAUCUACAUUACUCAAAAAUGCAAAAUCAUUUGCAUAAUUGGAAAUCCUACCUUACAAUCGAAGCGUCUUUAUAUUGCGGCAACUUUUUCAGCAUGUAGCAGGCCAAAACUUCAUCGCAAUGAAAUACGCCACUUUAUGGAGACAGUUGUCGAUGCUAAAUAAUGGCACACGAUUAUCCGCUAUUGAACAUUUGCAACAGAAGUGGCAGUUGUAUUGUGACAGACCUCAGAAAGGACUUGAAUUCUUCUUUAGAUCAGGUGGGAAGAGACAGAAUCUUAAUUGUAGUGGAAAAAAUGCGAAAGAAGCCGAAAAGAAAGCGGAAAAUCAGCCGGGAUCGAAAGGAACUCAACAGCAGUCCCAUCCACCUCCAAAAAGUUCCUCACCUGGUGGACCCAAGAAGGACGAUCCAUUUUCCUUUGGGCUUUCAGGAUUCGGAGGAGGAGGUAAAUCGUUCAACGAGGGUGACAAAAAAUGGCUUCUUCUUGGAAUUGGAGGAGGCAUUUGUGGUAUUGUAAUGCUCAUGGCCUCGAGCUCAAUGCAAAGGGAAAUUACGUGGAGGGAUUUUGUGAAUAGUUAUUUGAACAAAGGUAUAGUGGAUAAAUUAGAAGUUGUUAAUAAAAAAUGGGUCCGCGUUCGACUCGUGCCCGGUGCCUCAGCUGAUGGCUCAUCGCUGUGGUUUAACAUCGGUAGUGCCGAUACUUUCGAGAGAAAUUUGGAGAACGCUCAGCUUGAAAUGAACAUAGAACCCCAGAAUCACAUCCCUGUUGUAUAUAAAACUGAAUUAGAACUUGCGCAGAUAGCCGGAUAUUUACCAACACUCGCACUUUUAGGAUUUUUACUCUAUGGACUUAGUCGAUCCGCUCAAAUGAUGGGUGGCAAAGGCGGCCGAAAGGGUGGACUGUUCGGUGGAGUUAUGGAAUCAACUGCCAAAUUAAUAAACACCAAAGACAUUGGAGUCCGUUUCAAGGAUGUUGCUGGCUGCGAAGAAGCUAAAAUCGAAAUCAUGGAGUUUGUGAAUUUCCUCAAAAACCCUCAACAGUACAUGGAUCUUGGUGCUAAAAUCCCCAAAGGAGCAAUGUUAACAGGACCUCCUGGAACAGGAAAGACCUUGUUAGCAAAAGCAACAGCAGGUGAAGCGAACGUGCCUUUUAUUACUGUUUCGGGUUCCGAAUUCUUGGAGAUGUUUGUGGGAGUCGGUCCAUCAAGAGUGCGGGACAUGUUUGCGAUGGCAAGGAAACACGCACCUUGCAUAUUAUUUAUUGACGAAAUUGACGCCGUCGGUAGGAAGCGAGGUGGAAGAUCCUGGGGUGGACAUUCUGAACAGGAGAACACGUUAAAUCAACUUCUUGUAGAAAUGGAUGGUUUCAACACGACAACAAACGUAGUCGUCUUGGCUGCCACUAACAGAGUAGAUGUUUUGGACAAGGCUCUGUUACGACCUGGUAGAUUUGAUAGGCAAAUUUUCGUCCCUGCUCCUGAUAUCAAGGGCCGUGCUUCGAUCUUCAAAGUUCACUUACAGCCUUUAAAAACUUCGUUGGAUAAAAAUGAGUUGGCCAGGAAAAUGGCAUCUCUCACGCCUGGGUUCACAGGUGCCGAUAUUGCCAAUGUUUGUAACGAAGCGGCUUUGAUAGCCGCGAGGGACAUGAAGACUGAAAUUGAGCAAAAGAAUUUCGAGCAGGCAAUUGAACGAGUCGUAGCUGGAAUGGAAAAGAAGUCGCGUGUUUUACAGCCCGAAGAAAAGAAGACGGUGGCUUAUCACGAAGCAGGCCACGCAGUUGUUGGCUGGUUCCUCGAACACGCGGAUCCCCUGUUAAAGGUUUCCAUUAUUCCUCGAGGAAAAGGUUUAGGAUACGCACAGUAUUUACCCCGUGAACAAUACCUCUACACAAAAGAACAGUUAUUCGAUCGAAUGUGUAUGACUCUCGGUGGUAGAGUUUCCGAAGAAAUAUUUUUUGGCCGCAUAACGACUGGAGCGCAGGAUGACUUAAAUAAGAUAACUAAGAGCGCCUACUCUCAAGUAGUUCAUUACGGAAUGAAUGAGAAGGUUGGAAAUGUCAGUUUCGAAAUGCCUGAGCCAGGACAAAUGGUAGUGGACAAGCCUUAUUCUGAACACACUGCACAGUUAAUAGAUGUAGAAGUGCGAUUAAUGAUUGAAGGUGCACAUAAGCGGACCACCCAGCUUUUACAGAAACACAAAAGUGAAGUGGCUAAGGUGGCCGAGCGCCUACUAAAACAAGAAAUUUUGAGCAGAGAUGACAUGAUAGAAUUGUUAGGCCCCAGACCUUUCCCCGAGAAAUCGACGUACGAACAAUUUGUCGAAGGUACGGGUUCUUUCGAAGAAGACACAACUUUGCCAGAAGGUUUGAAAGAAUGGAACAAAACGAAGGAACCUCCCAAGGACCAGCAAUCAGGAGGUGAAGCGCCAUCGUCCCCUGCAACUGGAGCGCCACCUAAAGAUCAACCUCAGCCACGAUUAUAAUUUUCUCCAUCUUAGAACCUAGUCCUUACGCGUACCUUAUUCAUACUUUGUAUAAUAGUUAAAUAUAUAUUAUAUAUAUACUUUAGCAGUAAUUUAUGUCUCGAUCCAACAUUCGAAAGUCGCGCUAGGUAUUUCAUCCUGUUUGUUUAUUAGACUCUCUUGUACAAUAUUUUUAAGCAAUCGAAUAUUUUAUCAAAUUUUGAUUUAAAUUGUGAAUUCAUACACCGGCAUUAAUCCACUUUCUUCGGAAAGAGGGACUCAAGCAUUUUUAUUAAUUCCAGAUCUCACUCGUGCGCUUUUAUUAGUGUGAAAGAAAUCUAACUCGUUUGAAAUGAUUUGCAUUAUGCAAAAGGUCUGUUUUGAUAACUGGUGACUGUGAUUUUAUUCCUUUAGUCAAGCGUCUCGAAAGCCAGCAGGGCUCAAACAAUGUGAAAUAAAAAAUCUUGAUAAAGGAGUACAAGAAAGAAAAAUUAUUGUCUAUUUUUACGGGACUUUAAAAGCGCGAUUUAAGAUCGGGAAUAUUUAUCUGGCAGAUUUCGCACGACAUAGGAAUUGGAAAUUAAAUUGAAAAAGUUUCGGAAAAAAGAAAUAUUUUCAGGAACUGUUCUUUAAUUUUUAAAUACAGUCAACUCUUGGCUUUUUAAGUCGCACCUAUUUUUAGUAUUUUAGUAUGACGUCAUAGGAAUGCACAUGACUUUUUGGCGAAAAUACUCUAAACGUAAAAGUAAGUCAUAAAUGUACGAAUAGUAAUAAUUGUCAAGUGAAAAAUCUAUUUUCUCAGUCAUGUUCCAUUCUUUUGUCGAUUCACGACCUUUCAGUGUCACGAAAUAAAAAAAAAAUUUAUAAAAAAUUUCAGGUCAGUUUAUCAGAUCGGGUAUUCUAACCUCGAAUUUCGGAUAGUUGAUUGUGUUUCGUGAAACUGAAAGGUGAAAUCGUGACGUCAUAUUGCAAUACGCAAUGUUCCGCGAAAUAAUUGAGUUGUUUUUUGAUUCUAUAAUAUAUUUUUAGUUGGCAAAUUGUACUAUUUAAAGGAAAUGUUAUAUUUGUCACGCUGUACUUUAAUAAAAACACUUUAAAGACACUGACGUGCAUGCAGUGAUGCUAACAAACCACGGCUUUGUCAACGGCGCAUGUGCAGAAAAACGCGGGUCUAUUUAACAGAGCAAAGUAUAAACAUGUAAUUGAUUUUGAUCAAACCUACCACUGGAAAAGUUUCCUCGCGAUUGAAGAUGAAUAACGUAAUUUUCUCAGCAAAACAAAACAAAAAUGAAAGGGGUUAAACCACCCCUACAAAAUUUUAAAGUUGUGCUAAAAAUUUUGUAUUUCACAGGAAAAAAUAUAUAUGUUUUGCACUAGUGUCAAACAUAAAUUUUACCUGUAUCACAAAAAAUUUUCUUAAUCAAUGCUACCCCUAAACACUUUUUAUUUUAUCUCGAUGAUAAUAUUUACUUUCCAUACUCGAAGACAAUUGGGAAAAUAGUUUUAUAACGAAGGAAGUAAAAUAGAGUCCAUCCAACAUGAAUAAAAACAUAACGCGGGGGUAAGUUACCCCUCUCCCCCAUCAAUUAUGUAUAAAAUUGCAAAAUUAGUCAAAAAUAGAAGGGAAAAAAUCGAAGAAAAUAUGUGUUGCACACAAAAAAAGAGGAUGAAGGUGUCUAUGUAUUUGUAAGAUAAAAAGAGCAUUGUAGAGGGUAACUACACCUAAAUUGUUUAACAUGAUUAAACUUUAUAAUUAAAUCUUGUGCGCAUUGUAUUCAAAGUUUGUUUAAUUUAAGAUAUGAUAUCUGUUGUAAAUGAAUCACCUUGUUUUUUUGCGCAGGAUUGUACCAGAUUGUACAUUCUGUGCCGAGUAAUAUGUACGUGGAUGCUUGAACAUAGGGGAAACUUACCUCAGGUAACAUGCAGGAACAAAUAGCGUUUUACUCCUUGAUUCAUGGACUAGCCAUUGCCCAA
Belonocnema kinseyi is the source of this 4532-nucleotide messenger RNA. RefSeq names its product AFG3-like protein 2 (gene Afg3l2). The coding region runs from base 219 to 2579 and encodes 786 amino acids. The transcript has 13 exons. Gene Ontology annotation, cellular component: membrane; m-AAA complex. Gene Ontology annotation, molecular function: metalloendopeptidase activity; zinc ion binding; ATP-dependent peptidase activity. The record is from RefSeq and is a predicted model, not a curated record. Gene Ontology annotation, biological process: mitochondrial protein processing; protein-containing complex assembly. NCBI's taxonomy places the organism in Eukaryota, Metazoa, Arthropoda, Insecta, Hymenoptera, Cynipidae.